Molecule: messenger RNA, 11634 nt
Organism: Brassica rapa (field mustard)
Lineage: Eukaryota; Viridiplantae; Streptophyta; Magnoliopsida; Brassicales; Brassicaceae
Product: glycerophosphodiester phosphodiesterase GDPD3
Biological process (GO): glycerophospholipid catabolic process
Molecular function (GO): phosphoric diester hydrolase activity
Source: RefSeq, a predicted model, not a curated record
CCAAGGAUACAGAUUUAUUCUUCUCUCUUUCUCUCUGUAGACACAUAUUUCUCAUUUUCUUCUUUUUUUUUUUAGUAUGAAUCUUCUCUUCCUCUUCUUUUUUACCAUUUAUUUUUCAUAUUUAAUCAACAAAAAACAUAAGAAGAUGAUAAUGGACUUCAAAAAUACGAAGAUUUGCUGGUGGCGAAACUCUGGAGGCCCUGGAGACGAAUCCAAGGCAGAGCUCAAGGUCGACUUCACGCCAUCAUCUCACAUGUGCUCAAGCUCAACGUCACACCAUCUUCGCAAUCUCGUCGUCAUGCCAUCAGCUCGAGUUCGCCGUCAAUCUAGCCUAACAAAGAGGAGGAAGAUUCUUUCCAAAUCUCCAUUAUUCUUUUUCAUUUCUUGCUCUUUUAAUCUGCUGAUGCAUGAAUCUGAUAUGUUUGUGAUGGUGAGAUUUAAUGUUCUUUUGUGGGUUUGAUACUUAGAAAAUCUGAAAGCUGAACCGGAGAUUUGCAUAUAAUCUAACGGUUUAAAAAGCUUACGACAAAAAGAAAAGAAACUACGCAGCUGAUAUCACUGAAUAUGCCUUCAAAUAGAAAUAUUCAAGUUUUAAGAAGAUCUUACCAUUGCUUCUUAUAUAUUUUCAUCAUUUUAUUCUCAGGGCAUAAUGAAGCAACUUAUUUUGUGCUUCGAACGACAUCGGAUCUCCUUUCUUCUAGUUCAACUCACUCACGCUGAAAUGCACGAUAAGUUGAAAUUGAACAGUCUGCUGAUGUUAUCGACUUUCGUUGCUCUGUAUUCUCCUUGAAGCUGCAACCAGUAGAGGAAUCGUUGAGAGUUUUAGAGAUGAAGGGUUGCUUUGUUUAAGAUGAAGUAUAUAUAAGGAGAAUUUAAGGAGGUGUUACGAAUCGAAACCAUUAAUAAUGAAUUGAUUUAAGAUGAGAAAAUGAAGAAAUUGACGAAGAGAAAUUGUUUCUUACUUUCCUGGAAACUCAAGAGUCAAAACAUAUUUAUCAUAACAUAAUAUCGAACAUUUUUUAUUUUUCGAAGAAGCCCAUUUAUCAUAUGGUAUAAUAUCGAAAAAAAUGAAAAAAAAAAUACUUUGAGUGAGACCACCAUAUAAUAUGGGGGUUGCGUGGUUUGAACCCACAAACUUGCAGACUUAAUUAGAAGCCUUAGACCACUUGGUUAAAGUGUAUUUUGUUGUUCAUAACCAUCUUACCAAAACUAUUGGUUUUUAAAAAAUAAAUGCGGGAUCCACAAAUUUGCUGACGUGGCACGCUGGAGAGCCUUAAAACUGCUUCAUUAUAAUGGUGAAAGUUUAAUUUCUUUUCUUUUAUCAAAUUCCUUCAGAAUAAUGUAUGGAUGCAGAAAUUUUCGCUUUUGCACUUCUAUCUUUAUUGGAUAGAUCAGAAGAAGAAAAAACAGUUUAAUUUAAAAUCAAUCCUUACAUCAAAAAAAGAAGAAGAAUCUACCUAAAAUUAACAUGUAUCUAUGAUCUAUCUAUCCACUUGUCUAAAUUAAACCGUAUCCAUCUUGUCCUAUAAACCGCGAACCAGAUAGAAUCGUCCAGAAAAGGACACAACAAAAGAUAUCAAAAUAAUUAGAGAGAACUGAGUUCACCUCGUAAAUCAACAAAACAUCUUCUGAACGCAAGAAAAGCUUGAACAUUCUGCGAAUGGACUAUUCCAUUCGAUCUUUAGACCCUUCUUUUGUAUCGAAUGGAAUAUUCGUAUCUUGUCACUAUGGAAAUUCCUUCUGCUUCUUCCAUUUAUAAACUUUAAGUUUUGAGACUUUAUAGAAAUUAAAUAUUGCUCUAGAGACUAUGGCAUUGUCGGUAUUUUCUGCCAAGUUGUCAACAGGUGUUGAAGACGAUAAGAAGCAGGAGGCAUUUGUUUUCCCUAAAUUUGUCGUAAUGGGUCAUAGAGGAUUUGGGAUGAACAUGCUUCAAUCUCCAGACGAGAAAAUGAAAUCAAUCAAAGAAAAUUCUAUUCUUUCUUUCAAUGUUGCUGCAGAUUUUCCCAUUGACUUCGUUGAGUUUGAUGUCCAGGUUACAAGAGAUGGCUGUCCGGUAAUUUUCCAUGAUAACUUCAUAUUCACGCAAGAACAGGGAGUCAUCAUUGAGAAGAGAGUAACAGAAAUGGCCUUACAUGAAUUUAUCUCUUAUGGACCACAAAAGGAUGGUGCGAAUGUAAAUCCUAUGUUCAGAAAGACAAAAGAUGGAAGAAUCUUUCAGUGGAAAGUGGCUAAGGAUGAUCCUUUGUGCACCCUUAAAGAUGCAUUUGUAAAAGUUAAAUGUUCUCAAGGAUUCAAUAUCGAGCUCAAAUUCGAUGAUAAUAUUGUGUAUGGAGAAGAAGAGUUACGUCAAACUCUUGAAAACAUCUUGAACGUUGUGGAUAAGCAUGCAGAGAACCGUUCCAUAAUCUUCUCGAGCUUCCAUCCUGAUGCGGCUCGACUAAUUAGGACUAUGCAAAUGAGCUAUCCAGUAUUCUUCUUAACAAAUGGAGGAUGUGAAAUCUAUGCGGAUGUUAGAAAGAACUCAUUGGACGAAGCCAUCAAGAUUUGCAAAGAAGGCGGCUUGCAAGGGAUUGUUUCUGAGGCUAAGGCCAUAUUAAGAACCCCAAGCGCAAUCACUCGAAUCAAGGACUCAAAACUUUCACUUAUAUCCUACGGCCAGCUUAACAAUGUCGUAGAAGUGGUAUACUUACAAAAUCUCCUGGGCGUGGAGGGAGUGAUCGUUGAUAUGGUCAUGGAGAUCUCUGAAGCCAUUGCCAAUAUCGAGGUUAAGAAUGAGGAAGAUGAUGAAGAAAACAAUGGAAGAAAGUGUCAAAUUAUGUUCGGAGAGGAGAGUAAAAAGGUGAGUAUUUUCUUCUAAUGAUGGGAUCGCUUUCUUAACAAAUCUCGUACCAAAGACUACUUAAUUUGUUCAAAAAUAAAGUUUUUGAUUUAUUUAUUCCACUUGUACGUAGACUAUUUUUUACUAUAUUUUCGUGUCAUUCUUGCGAAAGGACCAUCCUAAUAUUUUCUUUAUAGUUCUAAUGUUAUUGGAUGUGAAUAGACUAGUUAGGCGGUUUUAAUUAAAAGUUUGUAGCGUAGUUGGUGUAUAGUGUGUGUAUUGAGUUGAUUACAUAAUGGGCCAAAUUCUGUUUUUCUCUUGUACUAAGAGAUACAUUACACAUGUGAAGUACUUUUUUUUGGUAAAAGACAAAAAAACGGAUAAAUAUACCCUUACCGAAGGCAGCUUGAGUUUUUGCUUCCCAAAGGAAAACUGGUUUGGCUUAUGAAGCUCGGUUUAUUUGUUUCAUAUGAGGCAUUUAUUGGUUAGGCUUAUUGAGUGAAAUGCCUUAAUCUUGACUGUCGGAUCUGGAUCUUGUGGUUUCAAUCAAAGGCCAAGAUUGAAACUUGAGAAGUAGGUCAGCUUUGAUAAGGACGUGAAUUUAUCGUGUUGGAUGUGGAGGAAGCGACCGAGCACACUAAGUUUCUGUCUUUAUUGGAGCUGUUCAUGGCAGAAAUUGAAGGUUUCGAUUUGUUCUUGUUUUUGGUUUGACAUUUAUAGAUCCAACUGCAUUUUGCUUGAGUUGUGGACGGGUGGGCUGUGUACGGGAGGAUUUUGGGUGGUAGAAGCGUGGACGGGUGAAACAUUGAUGGGGAAUGAAGGUGUUUGGAGAUUGUGGAUUGGUGAGGCGUGGAUGGGUGAAGCAUGGACGGAGGAAGAGUGGACGGGUGAAACAUUGAUGAGGAUGAAGGUGUUUGGGGAUUGUGGAUGGGUGAGGUGUGGAUGGGUGAAGCGUGGUCCGAGGAAGCGUGGACGGGUUCACCAGUUGUUGACUUGCUGUGAGAAAUUGAGCCGUAAAGCUGUGCCGCGUAUUGGCUGACGACCGUGCCGCGUAUUGGCUGACGACCGGAGAGUGGAUGUGAUCUUCCUCCAUAGGAGCUAGCGACUGUAACAAGUACAGGAAGCGGCGGAUAUCUAAGAACGGCGGAGUGGCGGAGAGUGUGUGAAGAACGUAAGGAGAUGGAAGGAGAGACUGUGAAGAACUUAGAUCUAGGGUUUUCAGAAAUCGCCGCAAAAAGAAAGCGUUGGAGAGAGAGAGAGAGAAUCGUAAAAGAGAAAAAGAGAAAUGUGUUAAUCUGAAUUAGAGAUAGGGUUGGUACAAUUGGUAAACCGAAAUAUAGGAUUUCGACCGGUUUGGUUUUUUUACUUUCUCUACCAUAAGGGUAAGAAAGAAGUAUGUCACAUGUGCAAUGUGUCUUGGAGAGUAAAUCCAAAGACAUAAAGUGUCUUGGAGAGUAAAAAAAUCAAAGAAUAAAACUCGUUAAUACAUUCCAAACAUCAAGGUGAAUGGCUUAUCGUCCAUAUAAAUCUAAAAUUUACUUGAAGGCCGUUUGCCAACUUAUCUCAAAACUCUUUAUCACUGGUUGAAAAUAAUACUAAAAGACUUUUCUUUAGGUGAUUUAGAUCAUGUACUAGAUCGGAAUGCUCUUUUCUUUCUGAAUGCUCUUUUUGUUCACUCUUUGGCCGAUCAUCCUCUUAUCUUGCAUUUGAUGAACUCUUGGACCGAAUUUGGAGUGGUGUGAAACUCAUCUCUAACAAUUGUCAUUUUCCUUACAAACUAAAAGACGAAUUGAGUAUCCAAAUUAGAACAUGAUCUACAUGAGCAAAAAUCUCACUAAUUAAAAUUUAUAUAUGUUCCAAGAAUUGUCAAUUGUACUCAUGAAACGCGGUGGUUUGGACUUUUUUUUAUUUUGCUCAUCCACUAUAUAUUAAAAGAGAAGUAUUUGUAAAAAAAAACAUUUGUGAUAGUUUUGCUCACACAUUAAUGACACGUGAUAACUUCACAAUCAUUUAAAAUUAGAAUGCUGAUGUCUUUAUAAUCACUAGAGGAUUUGUCCGGGCUACGCCCGGAUUUUUCCUAUAAUAUUAUUAAAUUGAAUUAAACUUGCGUAAUUUUAUUGUAAGAUGUUAAUUAGAAUGCUGAUGUCUUUAUUGUAACUCUUUUUAUAUGUAAAGAGUAGUGCAUCUCAUUUUAAAAGAAUGGUUAUGGUUGAUGUUAGUGAAUUCAACUGUUGUUAUAUUAUUUUGGUAAAUGAUGCUAUGUGUGGUUUGUAUAUCUGAAUUUUUAAUUUUUAUCUUAUUACUAUAUAAAAUAUUUUGUAUGAACUUGAAUUUAUUUUGCAUAUUUCUUGUUUUUGGUAUUUUAAGCAGUUUUAACUAAAUAGUUCAUUUACUAUUUGAUUUGUUUCUUCCAAUAAAUUUAGAAGAUAAUUUGCUAUUUCUUAUAUUAUACCACAUAUCUUUCGAUAUAAUAAUAUGUUUACAACUUAUAAAAUAAAAAUGGACUUUGAUAACUAACAAAGGGGAGUAAUUUAAUUUGUUGUUGGUUUUUUUUGUCAACGUAAUUUGUUGUUAUUUUUUUUCUCAUGUCACCUAUUUUGAUCUUAUAUAUGGUAUGAUGUGAUUUUGUAUUUUUUUAAUUUCCAUUUGAAACUUUGAAUAAUUUAUAUUUUUAUGAAUUAGUUGAAAUAAUUUUAAUGGUAUUGUGACCACCAGUACUAAUUUCACUACAUUAUUUUGAUUAGUUUUUAAAAUAUAUUGUAUAUAUUUAGUUAUUGUAAAUAUUUUUAGAUUUUGGAUUUACUGCUUAUGACCAACAUGAUAUCUUGAAAUCUUAUAAUUAUCCUUAUUUUUCAAUGACUUGUAAACAACUAUAACAUCUAUUAUAUACUGAAGCAUACAAAGAAAUAUUUUGACUACACCAGUGAUCACAUUCUUAUAAGUAUUGUUAAGUGGAUUUAGGGCGAAAUCACAUUUUUAAACUAUAAUAACGUGAUAAAGUUCUGUAAUAUUCAUCACAUGUGUUUCCAAGUAACAUUUUCUAUAAUACUAAAAAGUGACACUAAAAUUAUUUCAGUGUAUUGUAAAAUAAAAUUAUACAGAAGUUUAAUAAUCAUUUAAAUACAUGUCAUCUAAAUAACAUUUCACAACUUUGCUUAUCUCUCUCACUCUAAAUAUGGAAAAGCAUUCAUAAAACAAAAUAAUCUCGAGAGAUGAAAUAGAAUCACAGAUUACUAAAACGGGGUUUAACAAUCUCAAAAAUAAAGACAUUGGGAAGAAGAUUGAUAGUAAUAUACUCCAUACAACAAAUAUAUUUGCAGGAGCUGCGGAAUGAAACCAGUCGCCAAGGUUGAGAUGUAUGUGCAAAAGGAGCCUCCAAAAAUGCAUUGGUGAGACAUUUCUCUCUGUAUCAGUUUUCACAUGUGAGCUGUUGUUUCUCUGAUCAUCUGACGUAAUAGUCUGCACGAAACAACUGAAGAGAAUGCAUCAGUAGUUAAUACUUUAAUAAAUUGCUUCAAACCAUUAUUGGUAUGCUUACAAUGGAAACAAAAUCUCAAGCCUGCAAUUAGGAAAGUAUAUUAAUUUGAGGGUUACACGAUCUUUCUCAGCGUAGUCAUUGUGAGGAGUAAUGAAAAGCAUUCUUCCUGAUGACAAAAAUUUAGUACAUGAGAAUUAUCAGAAUCUUACAUUUGUUGUGUAUCACAAUUUGGUCAAGAGAGCAGCCUGUCCUGGCUUUGUCACCACAAAACUAUUCCAUUAAAAUUGCUAUCUUCAUUGAUUCUAUCUUCCUUUGUUCCCUUGUCAUCCUUUUCCAAUCCAACAGCUUCUUUUAGCACACUCUUUCCUAACACAAACCCUCAGGUUUUGUGACCCUUGAGACGUAUAAAUUGGAUGUGCAAUUCCAUGUCUGUAUGAGAGGAGCGAACACAUCAGAGUCUGACGUAUCUGAUACAUUAAUCUCAACACGGUACCUUCUUAAAAACAGAUAUGAGUUACUAAAAUAUAAGAAAAAAACAUUUAAUGGAAGGGACUGACUUAGAAUUUUACUGCGGAUGGGAAUUUGAGAACACAUGAAUUAAGUUCUGACACUGUCAAAGAAUUCAGAACUGACUGGCCAUCAAUAUGAGGUGGUCGUAAUUGCAGAAGCAGAAAACUCCAUCAGGAUAAGGUCCCUGGAUCAGAGUUGACCAUGAACAAAAAAAUAACCCGUGAGACAUUCUCAGAUGCAAGAGACGCUGACUCACAGCUCACGGCGGUACAGAUCCACAACCGGCUGUGGUGAACGGAAACGAACUCGGCAACGCUCUUGCUUGGUCGCUCCUCUUCCAUACACAAACAUAUCAACAAUCUCAGAAGAAGAAGAAAGGUGGGAAUGAAGAAGAAACAAAGAGAACGUGAGGGAAGAGAAGAAGAAAAGGACAUGGGUGGUGCAAGCAACGACCAUGGCGGCUUGCCAUCGCUCUAGACCUCACUUCGGCUUGACGGAAUCACAACUGCGGCGACAUGGGCUGCACCUCCGCUGACUCACAGCUCACGGCGGUACAGAUCCACAACCGGCUGUGGUGAACGGAAACGAACUCGGCAACGCUCCUGCUUGGUCGCUCCUCUUCCAUACACAAACAUAUCAACAAUCUCUUGAAGAAGAAGAAGAAAAGAAGCAUUGAAGAUGAAGUAGUGGAGAUUGAGGCUUGAGUGCCAUUACGACUGCCUUUUCUCAGCUGAAUCGAGUGGGGAGGGAAUCAGUAUGGUAGGGUUGCUAGAGUGAAACGUAAAAACAAAGCGAAGAGGAGACGUCAUCUUCUUUUACGGAUGAGCUUCUUGGGCUUAUAAUAUAAUGUAAAUUCGAAAGCCCAUAUUCAGUCGAAACAAAACGUAACAAAACGUAAAAAAUAUUCGUCUAUAAGAUGCAGAAAAACAGGCCGAAAACAAACUAAGCCCAAAACAAAAUAAAUCGAAGAUGCCGGAUGACGUGGCUGUUUGCUGCAUUACUAUUGGUCGUUUUUUCUAUCUGACGUGGAGGGCUUCAUAAGGCUUUAUAUUGUGCUUUUAGUAUAGUUUAGAUUUAAAAAUUAAUGUGUUUAUACACUAAUUUUCUUAAUUCCAGUGCAUAAUGUAAUGUGUUCACUCACUAAUACAAUUUAAUGUGGACAUAAUGUUCAGACACACAUUCAUCUGUGAUCUGUGCCAUUAGUACUUAAAGGGCCAACUUUUGGUUUCUUUUUUUUUCCGUUCGGAAUGCUCUUUUCAUUCUUCUUGAGCCGAUUAUCCUAUUACCAUGCAUUUGAACUUUUGGACCAAAUUUGGAAUGGGGUGAAACCUACGUUGCAUGGAAGCUUCAUUGGGUGUCUGCUUCUCCCUUCGGAACCGGAAUCAGAAUCAGAACUUUGUGAAAGCUUACGGAAUCUCGCUUCCAAACGCUUCUAAAAUAUUCUCUUUAAAAAAACGUUGGAAGCUUACGAUUCUGUUGUUAAGAAAAAUACAAUGUCUUAUAUCAAUAAAAAUAUAAAAUUAUAGUUUUUAAUUUAUAUGAAAUCCAAAUAUAAUAGUAUUGAAUAGAGGGAAUAGAAAUAUACAAAUAUUAAAAUUAAUACUGUCAAUUAUAUUUAUGCAUUGAAGUCUUUAUUAAAGAUAAAUCAUAUAUUCAAAUAUAUCAUGUCAAUUAAUUAUAAAGUAUUAAAAAUAAUAAAUAUAAUAAUUUAUGUGUAUUUAUGUGUAUUUCCACAGUUUUAAUAUGAAAUCAUUUCAAAAUUAUUAUAAAUGAAUAAAUGCUUUAUUUUAAAUUUAAAUCAUAUAAUUUGUAGUUCUAGAUUUUAAACAAAUUCUUAUAUAUAUAUAUGGAUAUGCUUCCAACAUGUACCCGCUUUCUAAUUUUGUUUUUAAAAUCUCGCUUAUGCGCUUCUAUACGCUUCCGCUUCCACGUACCCGCUUCCGUGUCUAUGUAACGUAGGGUGAAACUCAUCUCUAACAAUUGUCAUUUUCCUUACAAACUAAAAGACGAAUUGAGUAUCCAAAUUAGAACAUGAUCUACAUGAGCAAAAAUCUCUCGAAUUAAAAUUUAUAAAUGUUCCUAGAAUCGUCAAUUGUAGUCAUGACUCAUGAAAUGAAGUAGCUUGGACUUUUAUUUUGCUCAUCUUCUAUAUAUUAAAAGAGAAGCAUUUGUAAAAAAAAACAUUUGUAAUAGAUGUGUUCAUACAUUAAUUGACACGUGACAGUCUCACAAUCAUUAAAAUUAUAAUGCUGACGUGACAACUUUACAAUCAUUUAAAAAUUAAUGUGUUCAUACAUUAAUUUUCUUUACUCCAGCGCAGACAAUUUAAUUUGUCCACACACUAAUUUUUAAUCCGUUCAUUUAAUCCGUUCAUUUUUAGUUCUUGCAUUUUUAACUUUUUUAUUAGUAAUUUGAAGUUAUCUCCGUGCAACUACUGAAUAAUAUCAUUAUUGAAAGAAAGAAAUUAUAAAAUCAUUAAGAUUUGCAUCAACGAAAAUGUUAGAAUGAGAAUGUUUUCAAAAAUUAAAAGUUUUGUACCUUGCCAAACUUGUCAUGGUUAAGGCUUCUAUACACGAAGGUAACAAAUAAUUGUGAUUGAUUAUGAGUUAAGAAAACUGAGGUGAAAAACACCACACACAAAGUCGGAUCUUUAGUUUAGUCAAUUAUUGAUUUUCUUUAGAGAGGUUUCAUAUCAUACCAAGAAUUAGAAACAUAAUCAAAUAAUUAGAAAAAAACUAGAAAUCAGAAAAGCUUUAAAAGAAAAAUAAAAUUCACAAAAUUGAUUGAAAAAUAGAAUUCAAGUGUUGAGUGAUAGAUCACAUUAUUUUCGAUGCAACUCUAGCCUCUUUCACUUGAUUGUAUCGUGUUUUUAUUAUAGUUACCAAGAUUUUUAAAAAGAAAAUACACGUUAUUAAUUAUAGACUACGUCAAUUUUGCAACAUGGCCAAUAAUGACACGACACCCAACCAUUUUACUGGCAUUCUUAAAAGUAUGGUCCAAUAAUUAUAUAUGUAAAUUUAGCCCAAAAUAUUUAAUUUACAUUUAUUUAAUUUGCUUUAUAUUAGUAGAAGAAUUUAUAUUAGCAGAAGAAAGUAAGCCUAGGUAAAAUAUUUGUAUCCGAAUAACCGAACUGAAUUUGAUUUGAAAGUAAUACUAAAUAAAAACUAAAACGGAUUAAAUACUCAUAUGGAUCUAAAAUUUUAAUUUCCGGAUAUCCAGACCCGAAACUGUUCCAAACUGAAAUUUUUUGGAUGCCGAAAAUAUUUAAAUCACAAUUAUAUAUUAAAAUAUGUUAAGUAUUUAAUUUUAUAUCUAUUAUAUAUUCAAAAAUAUAAAAAUAUCAAAGUAGUCACAAAUAAAUAUCUAAAAUAACAAAAAAAUGUUCGAAAUACUGAAAAUGUCUAUUUGUUCUCCAUCCAAAUAUUUAAAUUGAGCUAAUUUUAUGUCAAUUUAAGUAUUUAAUCUUACAUUAUUCAAAAUUUGAUGUUUUUUCUUAUUUUAUUUUUGGAUUUUGAGAACUUAAGUAUAUUUAGAUUUUUAUUAAAAAAUUACAUAAUUAAUAUAGGCACCUGAACUUGAAUCCGAACCGAAUCUGUAAUGAUUCCAACCACAUACAAACCAAAUUCAAACCAAAACAUCUGAAUCAUAUUUAAACUUCUAACUUUAAAAAUCCGAAAUCUGAAUAUAUCAACGGAAUCCAAAUAGAUAUUUGAAUGCAUAUCUUUAGAAACAGCUAUACGACAAAUCCCUUAGUACAUCGUAAAAUAAAUAAUCUAAUCACCUACUUAUCUUUACGUACGACACGGAUUAGGUUACCUAGUAAGAUUAUUAUAAUGUUUUGACUAACCUUCUCUAAUAUAACCGUGAUUUAGUUACAAAUUUUAAUUUAGUUAUAAACUUGGAAAAAUGCCUCAGAACUUUUUAUGGAAUUUAAAACCUCUCUCAUUACGCGUCUAUGAUAUAAAUGGGCUCCCAAAUUAAUUUAUGACUACAAAAUAAUAUAGGCUCUGUAUACACGUUAACAUACAUGGUUGACUUUGUUGAAUGAUUUGAGAAGGAUAAAUCCAAAACCAAUUCAUCAAAUAGCAGAGACGACAAAACCUAAACCAUUAAGUCAACCGAACCUGUCUGUAUCCGCUACCUAGUCACACAAAGUUUUUUUGUAUUUACAUUGCAAAGUCAAAGCCACACAGCGACAAAAAAAACUCGAUUUAUUAAUGCAUGGGACCUAAGAUACAAGGUUACGAAUUUAGCCACGACGGUUUAUUCAUAAAAUGUGUGGACAACUACACUAAAAAAAAACUAGUGAUAAGAUGACCCAUUUAAUGGUAGUGUUAUAGGUCCUCGCAAAAUUAAAAAUGACAAAAAACGCAUUAUUGCCUCAUCUUUCAAAAUAAAUUUAAAAAUAAAUUAUAUUCUUCUUGUUUCACAAAGAGUCUUAAUUAUUUUAACAUUUCAAUUAUAAAGAAUGUUAUUAGAAUUUCGAUGCGUUUUACAGUUACUUUCAACUUGGUAUUAACUGCAAACUGCAUUGAACUUAUAAAUAAAUUUUAUUUAUUUAUCUUUGUGCAGGUGCAUCUGUCUGUCCGUGAAGGCCGCAAGCUAGGAGGUCUUUGCAAGCUGUUCUUGACAAAUCCGAUCUUUAAGAAAUGUUCACCGGGCAAACCAAUUUCUACCGGGCUCAGUUCUCGUUAUCACUGCGGGUUCAAUUUUGCGGCAAGUGUGUUCCGAUUUGGUUGUAUCCUUUGCUUAUUAGCUGUUGUGUUUGUAGUUAGUCCCUGUAUAGUUAUGCAUGAGUCUCUGUUUAGUUUUAUUUCUGUUAUUCUGC